CCCACCAACAGCCUCAGGUCUCAACACAAUCAAAGCUUUUACUUAGCGAUUCUUCCUCAAGUUUCAGAACUCCACAAGGACCACAAAAAAAAAAAAAGAAAGAAAGAAAGAAGAAAAACUCUGGCGUAUCUAUGGCGUCCAUGGCUAGUGCAAGGGUAGCUCCUGCUGGAUUCUCAUACGGCAGGCCUCCAUUUUCUGCUUCAGAGAAGCCGAGGAGAACGGUGGUGGUGAGGGCUGAAGCCGUAAACCCGGGUAUCAGGAAGACCGAAGACAAAGUGGUGGACUCUGUUGUUAUCACCGAGCUGAAUAAGCCUCUCACUGCUUACUGCAGGUGUUGGCGGUCUGGGACUUUCCCUUUAUGCGAUGGAAGCCAUGUGAAGCACAAUAAGGCUACCGGAGACAAUGUUGGGCCUCUGCUAGUGAAGAAGCAGUGAAUGGUAAUGAUAUAGCACUAUACAUUCUCGAAUAUUCCAAACUUGGUGCAGCACAGUAUAUCGUGUUCUGUUGGGGAAAUCUUUGUAUGCUCUUAAUGUAAUAUGAUCUUUAUCUGGAGUUGUAAUAAUUCCUGUAGUGGAAAUUCCUUCUGAUUUUAACUAGUUCGAUCAGAACUUGCUUUGUUCAAGACCUAUGUAGUUUUAACGAGUAUCUAUUCUCCAUCCAUGAUCAAUCUUUACUUUUUCUAUUUA
Messenger RNA from Coffea eugenioides, 686 nucleotides. RefSeq names its product CDGSH iron-sulfur domain-containing protein NEET. The record is from RefSeq and is a predicted model, not a curated record. The transcript has 2 exons. Gene Ontology annotation, biological process: regulation of autophagy. Bases 132 to 434 code for a protein of 100 amino acids. NCBI's taxonomy places the organism in Eukaryota, Viridiplantae, Streptophyta, Magnoliopsida, Gentianales, Rubiaceae. Gene Ontology annotation, cellular component: intracellular membrane-bounded organelle; mitochondrial outer membrane. Gene Ontology annotation, molecular function: 2 iron, 2 sulfur cluster binding.